UGUGGGCGGGCGGACGGGCAGCAGCUGGGGCUGGGAUUCGCGGCUGGUGUUCGCGGUUGGAAUGGUGUUGGUAGCUUCGCACCCUGGACCUUUCAGGAGGGGUGGUCCGGUCCGAGGGCUGGAAAAUCGAACUUUGGAGCAUUAUUGCCAGGAAAUCUUAAAAAAGCGGUCCUAAGCCAGUGCAGGUGUUAUGAAGCGGGCCGAGCCGCCUGGAGGCUUGGGUUGAGCCCAGUCAAGCAUGGACCCCGGCUGGCCCAUGGCGUGCACACUUAGGGGCUCCUGUACCGAGUCUUGGCGAUGGGCAGGACUUGCUUUGCUUUCUGCUAACCGCACCGUAGGGAUCCGUCAGACCCGUCCCAGUGUCUUUGCUCCUGAUGUCUCAGAAUAGCUCUGAACAUCCUGUCCCCAGGAACAGUGAACAAUUGCUUGACUCCAAACCUGAAGGAUAAGAAGGAAGGCUGUUUAAUGAUAGUUGAACCUGGGGUGAGAAGAGCUGCUUCCAAACAUAGCACUGAGAAGCCCCCUGUGGGGUGUCCCUUUGCUCCGAACGCCUCUGCAUCCGCGAAGACCAAUCUAUUCUUGAUGCCUCUGAAAAUCUGUCAGGCCUGCCCUCCCUUUGAGGGGAACCGUCUGAUCUCCAAACACUGGCUUUCAAGCUCUUCUCUUUUUCUUUCUUUGCGACCUACCCCAGCUUCUUGAUUCCUUUUCUUUUUCCUUUUUAAGAAACUUACAAGCUGGGUGCCUUGGUACCUGGUGUGCAAAGCCUUCAUAAACUCGUGGACACAGAAUUGAAAAAAACAAAAUCAAAUCAGAAGCUGUGAGGCCACCAGGGAAAACUGUGGUUAUGGAUGGAACCUCAUCCCACAUCCAGAGUGGGCUAGAUUGCAUCAGUGUCUCCAGCUGACUCAUCACCCUGCUGAUUAAUUCUGAGCCAGUGAAUCGUUAACCUGUACCCCCGUGGGAAGCAGCUUCCCCUGCUAGAGGACGGUGUCGUGUGUGGUUUCACGCGCCUUUAGUUCCAGACAGCACUCACUUCCAAAGGUACUUAGCCGUACCUCCAGCGCCGCCAUGCCGGCCACCAACCAGGGCUGGCCCGAAGACUUCGGCUUCCGGCUGGGCGGCUCGGGCCCCUGCUUCGUCCUGGAGGUGACAGAAGGGAGCAGCGCACACGCCGGGGGUCUGCGGCCCGGGGACCAGAUCCUGGAGGUGGAGGGGCUGGCCGUGGGUGGCCUGAGCCGUGAGCGCCUUGUGCGCCUGGCCCGGCGCUGCCCGCGAGUGCCGCCCAGCCUUGGCGUGCUCCCCGGUCCCGAGGGGGACCCAGGCGCCGGAUCUGGCCACGCGUCCCCGACUCCAGCCCUGCGGCCCCCGCGCCCCGCCCGAGGCCUCUCCCUGGGCCGCGAGCUGCUGCGCCUAGCCCGCCGGAGGCGCCCGGAGGCGGUGCACCGGGAGCGCAGGCGCAAGGCCCAGGAGUUCAGCCGCAAGGUGGAUGAGAUCCUGGGGGACCAGCCAACUGCCAAGGAACAAGUGUUUGCCGCCCUGAAGCAGUUUGCAGCCGAGCAGCGGGUGGAUGACCUGGUGUGGGCGCUGACCCUGGAGCUGCCCCACGACGCCCGCACACCCCUCCUGGACAACCUCAGGAUCUUCAUCCCCAAGAAGCACCGGGCGCGCUUCGACGAAGUGGUGUCGCAGGGUCUGCUGGGCAAGUUGUGCCGCGCUCGGCGGGCGCAAGGCGCGCAGGGGCUGCGCCGGAGCCGCAGCGAGGAGCGGCCGGAGCGCCUCCUGGUGUCCACUCGCGCCAGCGCGGCCCCGCGCCGCCCGGACGAGCCGCCACCGCGCAAGGCUGCCUCUCUGCUGGGCGGCCGUGCGGGCCCAGGGGGCACGCGCAGGACAGUACGAGUCUACAAGGGCAACAAGAGCUUCGGCUUCACGCUGCGCGGUCACGGGCCUGUCUGGAUCGAGUCUGUCCUGCCUGGGAGCCCGGCUGACAAUGCAUCCCUCAAGUCAGGAGACCAGAUCCUCUUCCUCAAUGGACUGGACAUGAGGAACUGCUCCCAUGACAAGGUGGUGUCCAUGCUUCAAGGCAGCGGCGCAAUGCCCACACUGGUGGUGGAGGAGGGGCUCGUCCCAUUUGCCAGCGACUCCGAUUCCUUGGAUUCCCCCAACCCAUCCUCGGCGCUCACCUCCUUGCAGUGGGUAGCAGAGAUCCUGCCCUCCAGCAUCCGGGUGCAGGGGAGGACUUUCAGCCAGCAGCUGGAACACCUCCUCACGCCUCCCGAGCGCUAUGGGAUCUGCCGGGCUCUGGAGAGCUUCUUUCAGCACAGGAACAUUGACACCCUCAUCGUGGACAUCUACCCAGUGCUGGACACGCCGGCCAAGCAAGUUCUCUGGCGGUUCAUCUACCAGCUGCUGACGUACGAGGAGCAGGAACUCUGCCAGGAGAAAAUUGCGUGCUUCCUGGGCUACACGGCCAUGACAGCAGAGCCAGAGCCCGAGCUGGACCUGGAGCCAGAGCUAGAGCCGGAGCCCGAGCCGGUGCCUGAGCUGCAACGGCGCAGCUCACUGAGGGCUUCGUCCAUGUGCCGCCGCAGCCUCCGGUCCCAGGGCCUGGAGGCCAGCCUCAGUUGCGGUCCCGGCGACUGCCCCGAGAUGCCUCUUCCUCUAAUUCCAGGCGAGCGCCAGGCGGGUGACGGCACGUCCCUCCCUGAGACCCCCAAUCCUAAGAUGAUGUCAGCUGUCUAUGCAGAGCUCGAGUCCCGGCUGAACAGCAGCUUCAAAGGGAAGGUGGGGACCACGUCCAGAUCCCGUGCCUCCCCACCAGUGCCCAGCCCGGCAGGCCCAGCAGGACCCAGGACCCUGUCCAGCAUCUCGUGGCCCAGCGAGCGACUCCUGCCCUCCCCCUGCUACUACCCACUGUGUUCAGGGGGCCUGGCCUCCCCCAGCAGCUCUGAGUCCCACCCCUACGCCAGCCUGGACAGCAGCAGGGCACCCUCCCCACAGCCAGACCCUGGGCCCAUCCGCUCCGACAGCCCCCCAAGCCCGGACCCUCCCCGCCCGCCCAGCCGCAGGAAGCUCUUCACCUUCUCCCGCCCUGUGCAAAGCCGGGAUACUGACCGCUUCCUGGAUGUGCUGAGUGAGCAGCUGGGCCCCCGGGUCACUGUCGUGGAUGACUUCCUGAGCCCUGAGAAUGAUUAUGAGGAGAUGAGCUUCCACGAUGACCAGGGAAGCUUCGUGACGAAUGAGCGGAGCAGCGCUAGUGAGUGCAUCAGCAGCAGUGAGGAGGGCAGCUCCCUGACCUACUCCUCCAUCUCCGACCACAUCCCCCCACCCCCACUCAGCCCCCCGCCUCCACCACCUCUGCCCUUCCAUGACCCAAAGCCCAGCUCCCGCACCCCUGAUGGUCCCCGGGGCCCUUCUCAGACACUGGCCAAGCCCCUCACCCAACUCAGCCACCCUGUCCCUCCACCGCCCCCACCACCCCUGCCCCCACCGGUGCCCUGUGCACCCCCCAUGCUGUCCCGGGGCCUGGGCCACCGGCGAAGUGAGACCAGUCACAUGAGCGUCAAGCGCCUGCGGUGGGAGCAGGUGGAGAACUCGGAAGGCACCAUCUGGGGUCAGCUCGGGGAAGAUUCUGACUAUGACAAGCUGAGCGACAUGGUGAAAUAUCUUGAUUUGGAGCUCCAUUUUGGCACCCAGAAACCUACUAAGCCAAUGCCUGGGCCUGAGCCCUUCAGGAAAAAAGAGGUGGUGGAGAUCCUGUCUCACAAGAAGGCCUACAACACCUCCAUCCUGCUGGCUCACCUGAAGCUGAGCCCCGCGGAGCUGCGGCAGGUGCUCAUGAGCAUGGAGCCCCGGCGCCUGGAGCCCGCGCACCUGGCGCAGCUGCUGCUCUUCGCGCCCGACGCCGACGAGGAGCAGCGCUACCAGGCCUUCCGCGAGGCGCCCGGCCGCCUCAGCGAGCCCGACCAAUUCGUCCUGCAGAUGCUCUCGGUUCCCGAAUACAAAACCCGCUUGCGAAGCCUGCACUUCCAAGCCACCCUGCAAGAGAAGACGGAGGAGAUCCGGGGCAGCCUGGAGUGCUUGCGCCAGGCCUCCCUUGAGCUCAGGAACAGCCGGAAGCUCGCCAAGAUCCUGGAGUUUGUGUUGGCCAUGGGCAACUAUCUCAAUGACGGACAGCCCAAAACCAACAAGACCACCGGCUUCAAGAUCAACUUCCUGACAGAGCUGAACUCCACCAAGACUGUGGAUGGGAAGUCCACCUUCCUGCACAUCCUUGCCAAAUCACUGAGCCAGCACUUUCCAGAACUCCUGGGCUUUGCUCAGGACCUGCCCACUGUGCCCCUGGCUGCCAAAGUGAACCAACGGGCCCUAACCAGUGAUCUGGCUGACCUCCAUGGCACCAUCAGUGAGAUACAGGCUGCUUGCCAGAGCAUGUGCCCCUCCAGUGAGGACAAGUUUGCUGUGGUCAUGACGUCCUUCCUAGAGACGGCCCAGCCGGUGUUGCGGGCCCUAGAUGGGCUGCAGCGCGAGGCCAUGGAGGAGCUGGGCAGGGCGCUGGCCUUCUUCGGUGAGGACUCCAAAGCCACCACCUCUGAGGCCUUCUUUGGCAUCUUCGCAGAGUUCAUGAGCAAGUUCGAGCGAGCACUCAGUGACCUGGAGGCUGGGGAUGGCCUGCGCAGCUCGGGGAUGGUUUCACCCCUGGCCUGGUGACCUGCGGAGCCUGUCCUACCUGAGGCCCGUCCCAGUGGCCUGGAGCAGCCCAGAGCGGCCUGGUGGGAGACGGGGCCCAGCCUCCCCGUGGCUCCAGCUACCUCAGCCGUCAGGCUCUGGGCACCGGGAAGGUGCAGGGUCCGCCGGCUGCCCCUCUGUGGGCCUUGGCCUGACUCUGGCUCCAAUGGAGCACUGGGGGCUUGAGGCAGAGAGGAGGUGCCAACUCCCCAAGAAGUGUGAACCUUGGCUGCCCACAGGUGUGCUCACCCUGGAAGGCCUGGCUUUGCCCCGCCUUGCUCUGGGCCUUGGGGCAGGUGCUGGCUGUGCACACCCUCAGGACUCUGGCUGGUCCCAGGGAGGGGUGACAGGGCUGCGACCCGCAAAUGGAUUGUGGGGCGGCCCCCACCCUGGGGCAGCGUCUGCUUUCUGCCCCUCCAAGCUUGGCCAGAGCGUAUUCUGCCCCAAACGAGGACAUCAGAAUCUCCUCUUGGGGUCUGCUCCCAGUGGGCUGGAGGGACGCCCUUGCAGAACAUUCACUCUAGAGCCUGGAGAAGGUGACAGCUGCCCUUGAACAUGCCCAGCCAGUGGGCACAAUUGGCCUUGAGGUCCCUUUCCCAGCCCCAGCCUCCUGGGGCAGCUCAGAAGAAAGCAGGAGAAAGGACAUCCCUGGGUACAGGGAUCUGGGGGCCCGGGCACCUAGUCUGGGUCUUGGAAGCUGGAAGAAACUGCAGCCCAGAAGCAGGACAGGCAGAACAGAUGCUGGGCAGGGAUCCAGAGGAGGUGAGGAUUAGGAAGACACGCCAUGUCAGACUGGAGAAUUGUGGGCUUUAUCCAGCAGACAAGUUUUAGUUCAGUUUGGGGAGCCUGAAAGUGGGAUGGUGUGGUCAAGGCAGAGGGCAGAGAGAACAGAAAGAUGUUCCGGUGCUGGGUCAGCAGGACUUGGGGGCUGAUUGGCUGGGUCGGGGUGAUGUUCCCUGGAAUGGGUCCCCUGCGCAGAGCAGUUGUUGGGCUGGAUGACACAGUGGGACGUAGCUGGGAUCCCAGAGGCUCUUUCCCAUGUGUGUCUGGAGGCCCUGGUGAGGUCAGGGGCUGGAGGAGACAGGGAGCAGGGCAGCUGUGGACAGGGACGAUGUGUUAAUUUCCUCCAUCCUUCCCAUGCUCCCGCUGGCCGUUUCCGGCAUCAGUAGAUUCCCAUUGCCUCUUUCCUUAACUUUCUUCCAGAAAAGUCUGCACUGGGCUUUGAACUUGUCUCCUGGAUUCUUCUUCUCUCCCUACAGUCAAAUGGAUGAUGUUGCUUUUGGACAGUAUUUGGGACAUGUUCAGUUCUUGCUAGUCUCCCACAACUGCUCUUUGAGGCCAUGUAUGUUCUUUCCUUGUUCCCCACUCACAGCCACCCUAUAAACCUGGGGCGCCUGGGUGGCUCAGUCUGCUUAAGCAUCUGACUCUUGAUUUCAGCUCAGGUCAUGAUCUCAGGG
Messenger RNA from Lutra lutra (Eurasian river otter), 6182 nucleotides. RefSeq names its product Grid2 interacting protein (gene GRID2IP). Lineage: Eukaryota; Metazoa; Chordata; Mammalia; Carnivora; Mustelidae. Bases 1069 to 4707 code for a protein of 1212 amino acids. The transcript has 24 exons. The record is from RefSeq and is a predicted model, not a curated record. Gene Ontology annotation, molecular function: protein binding.